AACCACCUCUAACCAUUAAACCUCCCAAACAUCCUGGCCAUGAAUACAAACGACGCGGGUUACUUGGAGAGGGCGGCUUUGGAAGGUGUUUUGAGGUCGAGACGAUAGAGGGCAAGGUACUCGCUGUCAAAGUUGUAGACAAAACCUCAUUAAGAAAUCCAAAGAACAAAGAUAAACUUCUUAGCGAAAUUGCUAUACAUAAAAAAUUGGAUCAUCCCCAUAUUGUCAAAUUUUAUGAUUGUUUUGAAGAUCAAUCAUUCGUAUAUUUAUUAAUGGAGCUUUGUGAAAAUAAGACUUUAGCUUCGAUGAAUAAAAAAAGACAACGGCUGACCGAGCCUGAAGUUCGAUAUUUUAUGCUUCAGCUCCUUGAUGCUUGCGAGUAUAUGCAACGUCAAUUUGUGAUUCAUCGUGAUUUAAAAUUGGCAAAUCUGUUUCUCUCAAAGGAUAUGAAGAUCAAAAUCGGGGAUUUUGGUUUAGCGGCGCAGUUGGAACGUGAAGGUGAAAGAAAAAAAACCAUAUGUGGUACGCCGAAUUAUAUCGCGCCCGAAGUCUUAUUUGAUCAGUUGAACGGUCAUAGUUUUGAAGCUGACGUGUGGUCAUUGGGUGUUAUCAUGUAUACCCUGUUAUUCGGAAAACCGCCUUUUCAGAAGGGUGGAGAAGUCAAUCAAAUCUACAGGAGAAUUAGGGAGUUAAGAUACGAUUUCCCAUCAAAUAUUACUGAUGUAUCUAUUGAAGCAAAGAAUUUGAUUAAUUUGAUGUUAACUUUGGAUCCAGAGAAACGACCUACUAUUCGCCAAAUCCUGGAUCAUGAGUUUUUUAAUUUAGGAGUGACACCCACAACGAUACCAAUGACUGCAUUAACUAUUACACCUUGUUUUGAUGUUCCUAAAUUAAGACAGCCAUUGAAAGUCCUACUUACCAAUAAUUUAAAUAAGAAACUAAUUGCUCAUUCUGAAAAUAAAAGUAAAAAGGAUACCGAAAAAAAAUCUGAAGAUAAAUAUAAAAGGAAUAAUGACAAAAAACCUGAAGAUAGACAUAAAAAGGAUACCGAAAAAAAGUCUGAAGAUAAAAAUAAAAUAGACAACGAAAAAAGAUCUGAAGGUAAAAAUAAAAUAGGUAACGAAAAAAGAUCUGAAGGUAAAAAUCAAAUUGAUAACGAAAAAAGAUCAGAAGAUAAAAAUCAAAUUGGUAACGAAAAAAGGUCUGAAGGUAAAAAUAAAAAGGACCAUGAAAAAAAAUCUGAUGAUGAAAAUAAAAUAGAUAACGAAAAAAAAUCUAAGCUUGAUUCUGUUGGUUCAUCUAGUAAAAUACGAACUGGUGUCCUUGAAGCAAUCUUAAAUACCCUUGAAAUAUCAUUUAGAACACUUGAAAAUGACAAAAAUAUAAUAUGCAAUACUACUGGUGAUAAAACCCUUACACCUCGUGUGUUUGUAAAUAAAUGGAUUGAUUAUUCAAAUAAAUAUGGAAUGGGAUACCAAUUGACUGAUGGUUCCGUAGGUGUAAAUUUUAACGACAAGACAACCUUGAUCAUGUCUCCCAACGGAAGUAAUUUCGAAUACAUUUACAACAGUCGCAUCUCUUCCACAAUAAUUCCAACACGCAAAUCCUAUUUAGUAGCUAGUUGCCCUAAAGAUCUGCAAAAGAAAAUGUAUUUAUUGAGAAACUUUCGUAAUUAUAUGAACGAAACUCUUUCGAAAAGGGCACAUUCAUAUGCUUUUGAUGAUAAAGAUCGAAUUCAAAAUAUGGAAUUUCUUACAAAAUUCAAAAGAACGCCUCAUGCGAUGAUGUUUCGAUUAAGCAAUCGUGUUGUACAGGUCAAUUUUUUUGAUCACGUGAAAAUCGUUAUAUCAGAAGAAGGAUAUGUUAUAACAUAUAUUGACGAGACAAAUGAGUUAAAGACGUGUGCUAUCACAGAGUUUUUGAAAUUGAAUAAUUCUGUGGAGAUGAAUCGAUUGAAAUACGUGAGGGAUGUUUUAAAAAAAUUAGUUGAUGCAGCACAUAAAUCUAAAAAAUUAUCAGAAAAAUAG
Funneliformis mosseae is the source of this 2027-nucleotide messenger RNA. NCBI's taxonomy places the organism in Eukaryota, Fungi, Glomeromycota, Glomeromycetes, Glomerales, Glomeraceae. The record is from the annotation of a GenBank genome assembly.